Crotalus tigris (Tiger rattlesnake) is the source of this 1100-nucleotide messenger RNA. It is a transcript of the gene GBX1, whose product is annotated as gastrulation brain homeobox 1. The transcript has 2 exons. The record is from RefSeq and is a predicted model, not a curated record. NCBI's taxonomy places the organism in Eukaryota, Metazoa, Chordata, Lepidosauria, Squamata, Viperidae. Gene Ontology annotation, cellular component: nucleus. The coding region runs from base 12 to 1100 and encodes 362 amino acids. Gene Ontology annotation, molecular function: DNA-binding transcription factor activity, RNA polymerase II-specific; RNA polymerase II transcription regulatory region sequence-specific DNA binding. Gene Ontology annotation, biological process: regulation of transcription by RNA polymerase II; regulation of nervous system development.
CCGCCGCCGCCAUGCAGAGGCCAAGUAGCGGCCAGGGCGCCGCCUUCUCCAUCGACUCGCUGAUCGGCCACUCGCCGCCCGCCCCGCGCUCCGGCCCGCUGCUCUACACCGGCUACCCCAUGUUCAUGCCUUACCGGCCGCUGGUCCUGCCCCACGGGCCGCUCCAAGCCGCCAGCGGGCUCCCCCCGCUGGCCCCGCUGGCUUCCUUCGCCGGCCGCCUCGGCAACUCCUUCUGCGCCGGCCUGGGCCAAGCCGUCCCGUCCAUGGUGGCCCUGACCACCGCCUUGCCCAGCUUCGGAGAGGCGCCGGACGGCUUCUACCCGCCCCAGGAGCUGCCGGGGGCCGGGCGGAGCAGCGCCGAGCCCCCCGGUCGCCGUCGCGGCGGGGCCGAAGCGCUGGAGAGCGGCGACCUCUCUCCGGUUCGGGACAAAGGAGCGCCGGAGCCACCGCUGCACUUCGCGGAGAACUUUCCCGGCUUGGCAGGCGGCGGCAAGGGCGCUUACAGCUCGGACGAGGAGGCGGCGGCGGCGGCGGCGGACGAGCGGCCGGGCGAGGCGGGCUGCGGCAGCGAGCGGGAGGAGGCGAGCUCGGCCGAGGCGGACAGCGACGACGAGCCUUUCCCGGAGGCUCCCGGCGGCGCGGCGGGGACGGGGGCCACGGGCAAGGCCAAGCGGGGCGCGGGCCAGCAGGCGGCGGCGGCGAUGCCUCCCCCCGGGGCCGGGCCGGCCGCCCCCUCCUCCUCCUCUUCCUCCUCUUCCUCCUCCUCGUCGUCGUCCGGGCCGGGCAAGAGCCGGCGGCGGCGCACGGCCUUCACCAGCGAGCAGCUGCUGGAGCUGGAGAAGGAGUUCCACUGCAAGAAGUACCUGAGCCUGACGGAGCGCUCGCAGAUCGCGCACGCCCUCAAGCUGAGCGAGGUGCAGGUCAAGAUCUGGUUCCAGAACCGGCGGGCCAAGUGGAAGCGCAUCAAGGCCGGCAACGUCAGCGGCCGCUCCGGCGAGCCGGUCCGGAACCCCAAGAUCGUCGUGCCCAUCCCGGUCCACGUCAACCGCUUCGCCGUCCGCAGCCAGCACCAGCAGCUCGAGCAGGCCCAGCGGCCCUGA